Racocetra fulgida is the source of this 617-nucleotide messenger RNA. The record is from the annotation of a GenBank genome assembly. Lineage: Eukaryota; Fungi; Glomeromycota; Glomeromycetes; Diversisporales; Gigasporaceae.
GAACAGUUCUUCUUCUAAAAGAAAAAGCCUCACCUGAACCAAUUAAACUUCACCAAAGUACAACUUAUGACAUAAAUGAUGGUACAAAACAAAUUUCAGACGAGUACGAAAUUAAAUUAGCCACACUUUCGUAUACCAGUAUUUUUUUACCGGUGUUAUCACACGUUUUUGUUAAUAUAGAAGAAUUAUCAAAAAUAUUAAAAAAUGGACCCGAAAAAAAGUAUUGGGGAAUUAUAGCAACUAGCCAAAAAGCUGUUAAAGGGUUAAAGCUUGCUUGGAACAACUCGUUCAACGAUGUUACUGAAGUAGAUUCUUUUAUCAAAGAAAAAAAUUUAUGGAAAAAUUUACCGUUUUUUGUGGUAGGCAAAGCAACAGCAAAAGCAGCCGAUGAUCUGAAUCUCAAUACAUUAGGACUAAAAUCGGGUAAUUCAGAAUCCCUUGCAGAAUAUAUUAUCCAAUCUCAUAGUGAGAGUAACCCAACCGCAUUAUCCCUCUUAUUUCUAACGGGUGAUAAACGUCUUGAUAAGCUUCCAACACGAUUAUCAGAAGCUGGAAUAAAACUGGAAGAAUUAUUAGUCUAUGAAACAAGACCUGACGAAAACUUUUCCACAGAAAUG